Molecule: messenger RNA, 658 nt
Organism: Etheostoma spectabile (orangethroat darter)
Lineage: Eukaryota; Metazoa; Chordata; Actinopteri; Perciformes; Percidae
Product: epidermal retinol dehydrogenase 2
Exons: 4
Cellular component (GO): lipid droplet
Molecular function (GO): oxidoreductase activity, acting on the CH-OH group of donors, NAD or NADP as acceptor
Source: RefSeq, a predicted model, not a curated record
ACGUUAACUUAGACUGGGCAGGCAGGGACAGACUACUCACUCUUCUUGGACUUGGACUUCUGUCUUGUUCCAUCAUGAAUUUCUUCCUGGAAACGAUCCAAGUCCUCCUGCUGUCCCUCUGGUACAAUGUGGAAUCUUUCAUCCACAUCUUUGUGCCCAUGAAGAAGAAGAACAUCACUGGUGAGGUGGUGCUGAUCACGGGGGCAGGUAGCGGGAUCGGGCGCCUCAUGGCUAAAGAGUUUGCGGCUCGGGACACUGUGCUGGUGCUGUGGGAUAUUAACCAGGAUGGGAUGAAGGAAACGGCUAGACUGGCUAAGCAGAGUGGAGCCAGCAGAGUCCACUACUAUCUGUGUGACUGCAGCGACAAGAACGAGGUUUACAGAGUGGCUGACCAGGUAAAGCGAGAGGUGGGUGACGUCAGCAUUCUGGUCAACAAUGCUGGGAUCGUGACAGGAAAGAAGUUUAUGGAUUCUCCUGAUUCCCUGAUUGAGAAGACGGUGGAGGUCAACACCAUGGCUCACUUCUGGACAUACAAGGCCUUCCUUCCUGCCAUGAUUGCCAACAAUCACGGCCAUCUUGUCAGCAUUGCUAGUUCUGCUGGACUCAUAGGAGUCAAUGGAUUGGCAGGUGUGUGUUUUCUCUUCCUCAUCAAAUGCAC